AUGAGUCGUAGAAAUAAUACUGUUGUUGCUAGACAUCAAGGCAAUAGAGCUAAUGGAGGUGGCGGAAUGGGUGGAAGAUUCAAUGAGUUCGACAAUGAUUUUGGAGCUGUUUAAAUAUUCAAUAAUAAUCGUCAUGAUCCCUUUGAAAAUAUGAACAAUAUAAUGCAAAAUUUCGGCAUGCCUUAAAUGAAAAUGAUGAUGCCUUUUGGAAGAGAUGAUCCCUUUGCUAAUGAUCCAUUUUUUAAUGGAGGUGGAUUCGGUGGAAUUGACAAAAUGAUGAAGAAAAUGUAGAAGGAUAUGAAUAAUGCGAUGAAUAGUCAAUCAUCAAUGAUGUCAAUGAAUAUUGGGGAUGGAGGAUAGAGCCAUUUCGUGAAAUAAACCUAUGUGAGUUCAACUAAGCUUGAUUAAAAUGGCAGACCAAUAUAGGAAAAAUAUUAAAAUAAAGUGGCUGGGACAAUGGGAAACGGUAAUAAAGUAGUAGAAAGAUAGUAAAUGUAUGAUAACUCAGGUACAGGAUUGACUAAAGCAAGUCAUGAGCGAAUGCUUAAUGAUAAGGGUAGAAAAGUAGUCAAAGAAAAAUUAGGUGAUCAGAUGAAUACUUAUGAGCAUUAUAAGAAUAUGAGGGAUGAUGAGGGUUCUCAGUUUGAUUAGUAAUGGAAUCAAAUGUCAAAUUAACUUGGCUUUAAAAGUGGAUCAUCUAACAACAGAUUGGGGUAUGACAAUGGUAGAAUGAACAAUUCAAUGCAACAGAGAAAUCUAGGCAGUGGAGGAAGUUUAGCGAUUGGAUAUGAUGAUAAUAGAAGGGGAGCUUAUGUAAAUCCUUAAGAUAGAAAUUAAAAUGCUCCAGUUAUUAUGGGAAGGGGUAAUCCCCAGAUUGACAUUGCCCCUACCCUUCCUUAUGGAAGAAUAGCUGGUGUAUAAUAGAAUGUAAGAGGCCCUAAUCCAAGUGGAAUUCAAUAAAACUAGCCUCUUGCUAUCACAGAUGGAUCAAGACCAUAAUAACAAAGAGUAGCACCCUAAAUAUAGUAAUAAGCUAGAGUAUAAAGCAACAAUUUCAUGGCACCAAAAGCCAAGGGACCAGCUAGAGCCCACUGA
Molecule: messenger RNA, 1095 nt
Organism: Stylonychia lemnae
Lineage: Eukaryota; Ciliophora; Spirotrichea; Sporadotrichida; Oxytrichidae
Source: the annotation of a GenBank genome assembly